AAGAUGGCGGCGGCGGGAAGUGCGGCUGGGUUGGGCGACGGGCGGGCAGGCGGCCUAGGGCCCGGCCGGGCUCCGCAGCCUGUGGCGACCUGCAUGGAGCGCGGCGGGAGCAGCCAGCUGGACCCUGGCUUCUCGCAGCAGGACACGCCCCUCCUCAUCGUGGAGGACUCGCAGCCCCAGGGCGCGGAGGCGGACGCGGAGCGGGCUUGGCUCGGCGUGCUGGCCCGCCGGCUGCCGGCCCGGCGGAGCCCGAGCCCCGUGCUGGACAUCGUCCGCGGUCCUGCUGGCAGCCGGGCGCCGCGGGAGCGACUCGCAGGUAAGGGCGGGGCGCGGGGUGAUGGUAAGUCCGCGUACCGCGGCCGCGCUGACGGCGCUGUGCUGGCAGAGCCCAUGGAGAGCCCGGCCCGCCCGAGCGCCUCUGGACCGCGGGACUGCGCAGCGGAGGAGUCUCCAGCGCCCGACCGGGAGAGCAGUGCCCUUGGAAAGGCCGGGGAACGAAGUGAAGGUGAUGUUGAGGACUGUGCUUCUUCGCCGUGUGUAGAAGAUACAGGCAUGUCACAGCUCCAGUUCGGAGUUCUAGAGCUGUCACAGAGCCAGGACUUGGAGAGUGACUUAGUGCCCAGUGAGGGAGAUGCUAGGCAUCAGCUCCACUCUGGACCCACUGUCCUUUCUUCCAGACUUGUUAAGAAUGAAUCUAAAUAUGAAUUUUGUGCAGACAACACAGAAACUGACUCCAUUACAGAAGCACAUACUGCUUUGGAAACCCAAGCAAAGAAGUCUGAAAGAACUCUGCAGGAAGCAGAAGAGCAUACCAGAAAGGAGACACAUGUCAGUGGUGCUUGUAAAACUGAGGAAUCCCUUGGUUCUGGUCAUGAGGAGUCAGAUAUCUUGUCAACACAGGAAGAGAUGUUUCCCGAGAAUCAUGCAACAGCAGCUGCAGGGAGUGGCUGUCCGAUAACCAGGAUGGAAGAGGGAAGUUCUCUGGCAUGCACUCCUGCCCGCAGUCUGCAAGUCCUGCAGCUCUCUGGACAGGCAUUCCUUGUACAGGAGGGUGAUUCCACUGUCUCUUCAGGCCUAGCUAUUCCUCCUCCUGUUUCCUUUGGACCAAAUGCCCUUGUCCCCAGCAGCCCUACUGAACAGGGGAGAGCAGAAGAUGAACAGAUGGAUAUAUCUGUGCCCGCAGAUGGAAGAGAACUGACGCAAAAGCGGAGAGGAGAUAUGCUGGUGGAGAUGGCCUUUCCUUGUGUCCCUCCAAGACCUCUUGUUCAGCCACAGGCUUCAACUCCAGUGUCCCAGAGUGCCCCAACCUUCUUUCCUGGAUCUUUAGCUAUACCAUCACAACCAGAGUUCUCUCAUGAUAUCUUUGUUCCAACUCAGAGUCCAGAGAAUAGGCAUGAAGAAGAAAAAACUGCUGGUUUAACCCCUUUAUGCUUACCAGGAGAUCUCUCUGGAUCUACAGAUGCUUUGUCAAAGAUGUCUACAGGUGACUCUGUGUCACAGCCUCCUGAUUCCUGUAAACUGAUGCUUUCUGCAAGUGGAUGUAGCCAGCCCACGAAUACAGACAUCAGUUCAGACUCUUUGAACACGGGUCAAGACAGUGAAACCACACAGGUAGAGAGAAUUUCUGAAUGCAAGGCCUCAGACUCAAGACUCUGUUCUGUGGACAAUGAUAAAAUAAAACUAAAAGUGAAUGCAGGUGAUCAAGCACCCUCUGAAAACUGUGAAAAAGCAAAAAAGGAGGAUGUAGAGACUGCAGGAAUGCCUGUAGGACAGUUUGUUAGUGCAGGUGUUGCAGGAGAUGGGCCAUUAGCCUCUGCAGUUCAUCAGGAGAUUGAGUGUAUUUCUGGAAGUCAGGCUGCUGCAGAUCAGUCUGGUCUGCCUGAGAUUUUGUCAUAUGCUCAAGAGACUUCCAGACCUGAGGCAGUUCCUGAGACUCAGUGUGAAGAACAAGAAGAAAAACUGCAAAUAAAGGAAGAUAAGUCUCUUGUUAAUAUAACACUUUCUCAUAGGUUUAUUCUUGAAAGGGAAGGACAGUGUCAUGAAGAUACAGAGGUGAAUGAUUCUUGUAAAAAUAGCAAAAACGUAGCCCAGGAAUUAGAAGAGGUUGGACCAGAAUGCCAGGGAAAAGAAGCUUUGAAAGGUUGUACUUUUGAUGCUGGAGAGGCAAAGAGCCUGGAUAAACUGUCUACUAACAUGGCAAAGCUCAAUGAAGUUUUAGCUAAGCCUUCUGUAGGGGAGGCACUGGAGCAGCGCGAUUUGCUUCCGAACUUAAAGAGUGAUGUCCAAUCAGAAGUGGCGUUGUGUGCCAAAAACCAUCCCGAUUGUUCAGAAUUGGGACAGGUAGUGAUAAGCAAUCAGCCAUCACUUCAAGAGAGAGGGUUUGAAACACAUGUGGUUCAGCAUGAGAAUCCAGUAGUACAGAAUAUGGAGGAUACUGUUACGACAAGGAAUCUGGAGCAAGAAGAGCAAAUGCAGCCACAGGAGAAGGCAACUUCUAAAUCCCCCAGUCCUUCCAGUGGAACCCAAUUUCAUUUUACUUUGCCGAAGGAGGGUGAUGUCAUUCAGUCCUUAAGUAGCAUAACACCACCUCUUACUGGCCAUCUCAAAAUGGGACCCAGGAGACACAGCACACCAAUUGUGGAUGAUACUUGCCCAGACAGUACUAUAGCAACCAGUGAUGUUACAGCAGAGGGCACAAUGGGGACCAACAAUGUCACUGUGGAAAGUGCAGUGGUAUCAGCAGAUGUAUUAGAAGUGUAUGAGAAAGGAGAGUCUGGUGUGGUUCCUGAGUCGGAGGCAAAACUUUCUCUGCGAAUGAACCUUGUUACCCCUGUGAAUGAUGGGAGCGAGGAGUCCUUGCCGUUCAGCUUGGAAAAGCCUGCAACCAGUGACAGGAAAGAUGGAUCCUCUGCUGCUGCUGAGGCUGCUGCUAGCUCCCAGAAAGCAUCAUCUGUGUUCAGUCGUGUCUGUGAAGUUCGUCGAGAGGAUGAGGCCAGAGGUCAUGGUCUUUCCACUUCUCCAUUUAGGGGGGAUCGGUUAAUUUUUCCUGGCCCAAAAGAAGAUGCUGAAUUACAUACCAAUCCCAGUGAUUGGCAGUACCAGCCGCAGAAGGCAGACGACAGUGGUGGACAGAGCCUAAUUCCUCAGAGGAUGCAGCAGGACUGCCAUCAACUGUCUUCUGAUGCAGAGGAUGGCGAGUCUAUGGAGACUGAUGUUGCAAGCACUCAGGGAGAAGAUGGGAAAAGAAUGCAGAAAAAACAAAGUAAGGCUGUUCAAAUUGAUCAAAGUCAAGAGAGGUGGGAAAACAUCAAGAAUAAAGGGAUCCAAACUACAGCAGACUGUCUUUUUACCCCAACAACUACUGUUACAACAGCAACACAGACAUCAGAAGAAAUCUGUAGACAGGUGGAAAUGGGAACCAGUAUGUCUGGGCAAAAACCUGGGCAACAAGAUGUGAACAUUCAAACUGAUGAGAGUGGGGAAAAGCUUGUCAACACCUCUGGAGACGACACGGACUCCUUGCGCAGUCAGGGAGAGGAGGAAUUUAACCUUCUUUACCCACCCAAAGGCCGAGUUCAGCGUCGCCACAUGCGAACUAUUCGAGAAGUGCGCACUGUUGUUACGCGUGUUAUAACAGAUGUUUACUACAUCAAUGGUGCAGAGGUGGAACGAAAGGUGGUUGAGGAAACUGAGGAGCCUGUAGUGGAGUGCCAGGAAUGUGAGACCGACAUGUCCCCCUCUAGAACUGCAGGGGGCUCGUCGCUGACCUCAGGGGACCUUGGUGAUGUCAGCUCUUUCUCGUCUAAGGCCUCGAGUCUCCACCGUACAUCCAGUGGAGGAAGCAGUGGUCACUCUGCCACACACAGCAGCAGCAGCUCAGGGCGAGGAACUGGAGCUGCAAAAGGGAAAGUGUGUGGGACAGAAACCGGAGAAUUUGCUUUACCCAUUGGCAGAGGCAUCUUAGGAAAAUUGAGCCCUAGGAAGGGAGCUGGUCAGCCUGCAUCGUCACUCAGAGUUAGCCAGACAGGAGCACUGCCUUGUGAGGAAGAGGACUGUAUGCCUGGCACUCGGCAGGUUGGCAGAGUACCUGUGACACUUCGUGGACGAGGAAGAAGAGGACGCCCACCAUCUCGAACAACAGGAGCAAGAGAUUUAGCUGGACUACCUGUUACGGAGGAUCUCUCAACUACAGCAUCACCUGAGGAGAAAUCAUUUACUCGUUCAGUUCGCCUGCCAGAUGGAGAAGAGAAAUCUGGCACUUCUGGCUUCUGUGCCUUACGUCGUAGUGACUCUCCAGAAAUCCCAUUUCAAGUGGUGACUGUUCCUUCGGACUGUGCAGACUCAUCCACUGGGAGCAGCUUUGUGGGCCUCAGGGUAGUAGCAAAGUGGUCCUCAAAUGGGUACUUUUAUUCAGGGAUGAUUACCCAAGAUGUUGGAGCAGGAAAGUACAAGCUGCGCUUUGACGAUGGAUAUGAGUGUGAUGUGCUAGGAAAAGAUAUUUUGCUGUGUGAUCCUAUCCCACUGGAGACAGAGGUGACUGCACUCUCUGAGGAUGAGUACUUCAGUGCAGGUGUGGUGAAGGGACACCGGAAGGAGUCUGGAGAGCUAUACUACUGCAUUGAAAAGGAAGGCCAGAGGAAGUGGUACAAACGAAUGGCUGUUAUCCUGUCUCAGGAGCAAGGAAAUAAGCUGCGGGAGCAGUUUGGGCUAGGUCCUUAUGAACCUGUCACCCCUGUGACCAAAGCAGCUGACAUCAGUCUUGAUAAUCUGGUGGAGGGGAAGAGGAAGCGACGUAGUAACCUUGGUUCUCCCAGCACUUCCAGCAGCAGCACAACUCCCACUCGUAAAGGGCAAGAGGGUCCACGUGUCCCACCAGUCUCACUGUCUGGGAAAAGGAAACUUAUUGCUUCUGAAGAUGAACGAUCCCCAGCUAAACGUGGCCGCAAGUCAGCAAUGAUAAAGGCUGGGGCUGUGAGAACUGGAGAGUUUGUAAGCACCUGUGAAGGUGUAGAUGCUGCAGAUCCCCCAGUACUGGACAGUGACCAUGGACCCUUGCCCCACAAUAAGACCCUCUUUUUGGGCUAUGCCUUUCUUCUCACCAUGGCAACACCAAGUGACAAAUUGGUCAAUCACCAGAAGCCAUCAGAUGGUCCCACUGGGAGCAGUGAGGAGGAAGAAGAUUUUUUAGAGAUGACUCCAUAUGAUAAACAUUACAUAGCACAACAGCUGCGAGCAGGAGCUGGCUAUAUCCUGGAAGACUUCAAUGAAACCCAGUGUAAUGCAGCAUACCAGUGUCUUUUAAUUGCGGACCAGCAUUGUCGAACUCAGAAAUACUUGCUGUGCCUUGCCAGAGGGAUCCCUUGUGUGUCUCAUAUCUGGGUCCAUGAUAGCUGUCAUGCUAACCAGCUUCAAAAUUAUCGGAAUUACCUUUUGCCAGCUGGCUACAGCCUCCAGGAGCAAAAGUUGCUAGAAUGGCACCCACGAGAAAACCCAUUCCAUAACCUGAAGGUUCUCCUGGUGUCAGACCAGCAAGAGAACUUCCUGGAUUUGUGGUCUGAAAUUCUCAUGACAGGGGGAGCAGCAUCUGUUAAACAGCAUUACUCACAUGCUCACAACAAAGAUAUUGCUUUGGGUGUUUAUGAUGUGGUGGUGACUGAUUUUUCCUGCCCAGCUGGUGUCUUGAAGUGUGCAGAAGCUUUACGGCUGCCUGUUGUCUCGCAAGAGUGGGUGAUCCAGAGUCUUAUCACUGGGGAGAGAGUAGGCUACAGGCAGCAUCCAAAAUAUAAACAUGACUAUGUCCCUCAGUGCUGCUGGCUGUUUUUACUAUGUCUUCCUGAGUGAGCAGAGAGGACUUUUUCCCCCCAAGGACAUGUAACUUCAGUGUGAGCUGCAGCUGUGUGCAAAUACCAACCCUUUGAGGGGAAGGCUGGUUUCCUGGCAGCAUUUGUGUUCAAAUUGGGAAACCAGAUACAACACCCCAGUGAUGGACUGGAGGCUUCUCUUUUGCCAGUCAUUCAAAUGGACUUCCAUGAAGAUGAUCUGUUCAUUAUAGCAAGGCUAGGAAAUCUUAGUAACCGGCAAGAGCUCCUGCCAGAUCCUGCUCUUCAAUGACAGACAAGGCCAUG
This is a messenger RNA of Onychostruthus taczanowskii (white-rumped snowfinch), 6125 nucleotides long. RefSeq names its product tumor protein p53 binding protein 1 (gene TP53BP1). Gene Ontology annotation, molecular function: histone binding. Gene Ontology annotation, cellular component: nucleus. NCBI's taxonomy places the organism in Eukaryota, Metazoa, Chordata, Aves, Passeriformes, Passeridae. Bases 4 to 5841 code for a protein of 1945 amino acids. The transcript is spliced from 27 exons. The record is from RefSeq and is a predicted model, not a curated record. Gene Ontology annotation, biological process: positive regulation of transcription by RNA polymerase II; DNA damage checkpoint signaling.